AUGGCCUCGCUGUCGCCCGGUGCCACUCUUGGCCUGGGAAUCGUCGUCGGCCUCAUAUCGACAUGCGUCCAGUCUGUCGGCCUUACCUUGCAGCGCAAGUCACACAUGCUCGAGGAUGAAAAGGACCAGCACCUCCCCCGCCGCGCCCCAUACCGCCGCCGACGAUGGCAACUCGGCAUGUUGCUCUUCCUCCUCAGUAAUAUCGUCGGCUCCUCGAUUCAGAUCACAACUCUGCCUCUACCAUUGCUUAGUACCCUACAAGCCUCGGGUCUCGUCUUCAACGCCCUAAUGGCUACACUACUCCUCCAUGAGCCUUUUACUCGUCGUACUGCUCUGGGUACCCUUCUUGUCGCCGCUGGUGCUGUUUUAAUAUCGCGUUUCUCCGCUCUCCCCGAACCCUCACACUCCCUCGAUCAACUCUUGAAACUGCUGGUCUAUCCGAACUUCGUUGUCUGGAUGACCCUGACCCUAUUUCUGGUCGUUGCAAUCUUGCUUGCCGAUUCCACUACCUCCUUCUUCAUGACUGCCCAGCAAAUACAAAGACCACGCUUCAGGUUACUGCGUGGUAUGGCAUACGGCCUUGUAUCCGGCGUCUUGUCUGCCCACGCUUUGCUCUUGGCCAAAAGCGCUGUAGAGCUUCUCGUGCGUACCAUUGUCGACCACAAGAACCAGUUCGAUCGAUAUCAGUCUUGGGUCCUGUUGCUGCUUUUCCUUCUAUUUGCCCUCACCCAGCUCUAUUACCUCCACUUGGGUCUCAAACUGGUCAGCACGAGCAUUCUGUAUCCUUUCGUCUUUUGCGUCUACAACAUUAUCGCAAUACUCGACGGUCUUAUAUACUUCCGCCAAGCCGAUCAACUAUCAGCUUUGUAUGCUGGUCUCAUAGCUCUGGGGACGGUUGUGUUGUUGGCAGGUGUGCUGGCGCUCAGCUGGCGACUUAGCGAAGAAGACGCUGCCGCUGUACCCGUAGGAGCCGAGAUUCCUCACUCUGCUUUGGCACCUGGUAUGGGCUUCGUGGACGAACAUGAACACGAAGACGACGGCCGACGCUCUUCAGAGACUGCACCGUUGAUGCGAAGGCAUACAUUACGUGACUCUGCUUUGCUGAUUGGCCAGAGACGCAGACGAGGCAGUAAUGCCCGUGAAGUGGAAGACAUUUGGGAUGAAUUGGGCGACGAGGAACAUUAUUAUGGCACUGUGCCUCGCCGUGAAUCUCUAGGCUCUGAGCCCGAGACUGCCCCGUUACUCGACAAUCGACGGCCGGGGCCUCCUAAAAUGUCGAGGUCCAUAACCGACCCUCCGAAUCAUGCGCACUUCAGAAGUCGCUCAGAACCGCUCAAACUCGACGUAGCGGCGUACAGACACGAAAGCAUAUCCAAGCAGCUUGUGGAUUGGUGGCGUUCACGAUGGAGAGGCCAGGAGCGAGACGAAGAUAAUCAUGAAGAAAGCCGGCAUGCUACAUAG
Aureobasidium musti is the source of this 1461-nucleotide messenger RNA. NCBI's taxonomy places the organism in Eukaryota, Fungi, Ascomycota, Dothideomycetes, Dothideales, Saccotheciaceae. The record is from the annotation of a GenBank genome assembly.